AUGCCUUUCCAAGUCACCGUGGUAUUCCUGCGCAAGUAUCCACUAUCAACAUCACCAACCACCUUCACCAUACAAGCAAACGACGUGUCCUCCAAGCUAAAGAGCAAGGACCUUCAAAAACCUGCUUCAAUAUAUACUUCGCGCAAACAGAACUUUCUUGAACCGGUCCUUCGAUAUCUUAUAGGUUCCAUCAGCUGGGAAGAAGCCACUACUUUCUACGAUGAUGUUCAAGACGAUAAUUUUUCGAGUACCAUCCAAGAAGCACCUUCGCCGGAGGAUAAAUUGCCAGACAUAAGUAAGAAAAAUUAGCCUGAGUUUAGACUUCCACUAACCGUGUUCUUGUGUAGCUACUCUUGCUCUACCGUGCCGAUCACUUCGAAUCGGUUCAUGGAACCCGGUUAAGGGAGUUGCGAUGGACCUUACCCUCCUCUCCUUUCCAGCAAUCAGUAUGAUAUCAUAUAACAUUAGGGAUGCCGAUGUUGAUUACAUGAUCGAGUAUCCAUUCUCCUCAGUCAAACGGCUCAUGUUUGCCCCUAAUGAUUCAAACAAAGAAGUUGAAGAGUCCGAAAGAAUAGGACAUAUUGUCCUACAACUUCAAAGACCACCUAACUUUACUAGGAGAUUUGGUUCUGUCUGGCAAGGAUGUGGUGAUUUCACGACAAGCCAACAGGCAUCCAAAUGAGAGAGAUUUCAUUCGUUUUUCCUCGCAUUCUAGAGUUCCUCUCACAGAUGAUCACAGUUCUUCUGGUCAGCAAUUUCAGACCCCGGAGAAUAACUCCCAGGAUGAGAAUAAUGAAAUCGCAAAUCUGGUUGCGGAAUCGAAUGAGCUAAAAGAAGCCACUGACAAGAAGGAUUCGACCACGCAAAAAUUGGUAAAAGUUUAUGAGCUUCAAGGUCUCGAUUGGAUUCAAUUGGGCUCAGGAAACUUUACCUGGAGGUUAAUGUACAACAAGAGCACCCACAAUAUGGACAUGCGUGUGACGGUCAGUUCAAACGACCACAGAAACCUGUUCAAGGCAUACAUCACUACUACAGUUGCAUUCAAGAAGGAGCAAGACACCGCUAUCAAAUGGAAGGAUCCUUCUUCCGGUGCCGAGUUUACCAUUAGCUUCCCAGAAGCCGAAAGCUGCACUCAUGCAUGGAAUCGUAUCAAUGGCAUCCAAGAAAGACUUCUACGACGGGCGGCGCUAGACAGAAGCUCAGAGGCGGAAUAUGUACUUUGGUCACACCCCCGAUAUGAAAGACCGCUACCCUGGGCAGUAGAUGAACAGAAAACGGAAGUAUUUGAGAUGUACAAUGGUUGGGAGAGUAGAGGAACAGGUGACUGUGUUGCUAUCAUGUGGCCCACCAAAUCUACUAAACGACCACUGGAACCACGUAUCUCUAUUAUUUCAGAGGGUUCAGACGGUUCAGAGCUAACAUUUUUCGAGGCUAUCGUUCACCCAGGGAGGGAGUUUGCGAGUUUUGAGGAAUCUGAUACCAUUUUUUGGACAGACCCAAUCACUGAGGUCCAACUUGCCUUUCAUUUCGAAGACAACUACGGUAAACAGCUCAUAUGGGACUUUAUUGUUGAAUUUCAGGGACAGCAACUUCGAGAAGAGGCAGAGAUAGAUGAGUUGGGUGUGGAGCAUGAAGAGCGAAAUGCUCACAGUGAAUUCGAACAGGACUCUAAUCGUAAACUGGAAGUCGUUGUCUUUGAAGUGCGAGACAAUGGAAAGUAUCUGACUAGAGGCACGGGAGACUUUGAUCUCCUGGAUCAACAAUCCUGUGUGCGAAUUAGGUCGAUGCUCCAUUCAGAUGCCAUUUUAUUUGAAGAAAAAUGCGGGCAGCCAACCCAAUUUCGGAAGCAGCAAGAUCUGACCAUCACUUGGUCGGAUUCAGAGGGCAGGGUCAAAUUUCAUCUCAAUUUCACACAUGCUAAAGAUCGCUUUGUGGCAUGGGAACUUCUCACGCGCUUCCAGGGACUACAGAAGAGGAGCACGGAGGCCGAGAACCAAGCGAGUCCUACUGAAGAUGUUGAUACAUCAGAAGGGAAACUAGACGAAGGAAAAGGGGAGGAAGACCAAGCCGAGAGGAGAAGCAUUUCUUCUCUGGAUAAUGCGACCCCGGCUCUAAAGAGUGUUGCAAAGAAUGUCACUUUCGAACUCCACUUCGGAUCACUCCAAUCGGGUGCACGCUCAUUUAUUCGAGUUCAGAUUGUCCCCGAUGACACUACCGAUACCAUCGUAUCAGCUAUCGAGAACUAUGAUAGUCGUUAUAAGAGUCUCAUUACUUCAAAAAAGCUAAACUUCAAGGACAAGCAUGGUAGAACCCUCAUCCCUCGUUACGAAAAUCUCCAAAACAACGCGGUCGUUAACGUUAAUAUUGACGAUGAAUCAACACAAUCUUCUGGUGCACUUGAUACUAUGACCUCAGACGCCAGUCAUGAAGGGUCAAGCAAUGCCAAUGCCACCUCUACCCUUUCUCCUAACAACCGACCAACUCUUCCUUCCAAUGUAAACGUAAGGGAUUUAGACGAGUUAUACCUACUCAUUCUUCAGCCAGGGAAGGAGCCAUGCUUCCGUCUGAAAGAAUGGUAUUAUAACUCUCCAGAACUUCACAAGCCGAAUGAAUUCUAUCUCGACAGGCAUGACUCCACCGAAAAUACAUAUUCUUGCUACUAUCCGGAUGACGGCUGCUGGGAGGACAAUUCGCGCCCUGUAUUUGCUACAGCAUCUGAGUUAGAAAGCCAUUAUGAGAAUGUGCAUCACGGGACGUACCUCAGGCUCUCUUGCGACUACCGAGGAUGCGUGUGGGGACGUGAGUACCCAUUUGCUACAAAAGAAAUGCGUCGAGAUCACUAUUCAAUGGCCCACGGAGAUAUUCUUGUGAACUUCAAGUCUUAUUCUCAGGAAGAAAAAUGUCAACUGGAAGCUGAACGCAACAUUCGUUUGUGCACUUGGCGUUGUGCAAAGUGUUUGUAUAGGAUGGGUGACAAAAUCGAUAACUGGACUUGCCCCCUUUGCAAUAUUGGAGGUGGCGAAUGGCUUGUCGCCGGGAUGGAACCAAUAACAUCGAGUGCUCAAGAGGCUAUCUACCGAAAGAUUCAGGAGGACGAACUCCUUACCCUUGCUACUAUCUACGGAGAAGAUUUUCAAAAAAGAGAGGUCGUCGAUGGUCGGAGCCCGGCUCUCGAAAUAAUACUCAGAACUAGUGAUCCGGACAUAUGGGUAUCUCUCAAUGUGCGUUUCCAGGAGGCUUAUCCAAAUGAUCCGCCGAUUGUGAGCUUGGGGGAUAUAACAACCAAUCUGGAAGUGAAUAGCCCUUCUUGUAUCUGCAUGUUGCAAGAUGUCAUCACAAACAAGACCAAGGAGCUAGCUGGUGGGGAGGAGGGUAUUAUUGUGGAUAUUGUGAACGCAUGUCGAGAAGUUCUUGAAACCCAAAUUCGAGCUCGGGCUAGCAAGUAG
Hymenoscyphus albidus is the source of this 3446-nucleotide messenger RNA. NCBI's taxonomy places the organism in Eukaryota, Fungi, Ascomycota, Leotiomycetes, Helotiales, Helotiaceae. The record is from the annotation of a GenBank genome assembly.